This is a messenger RNA of Papaver somniferum (opium poppy), 987 nucleotides long. RefSeq lists its product as uncharacterized. Bases 1 to 987 code for a protein of 328 amino acids. Lineage: Eukaryota; Viridiplantae; Streptophyta; Magnoliopsida; Ranunculales; Papaveraceae. The record is from RefSeq and is a predicted model, not a curated record. The transcript has a single exon.
AUGAAGACUCCAACUGAAGAAAUUUGGGUGAGAGACUCCAAUAAGCCACAAGGCAGACGAUUAUGGAACAACAUUCAAAAACAGAAAGAAGUUGCGGAGAAAAUAUCUAGGGUACAAAUCAACAAGGGAGAUGCAAUUUCUUUUUGGAAUGACGUGUGGGAAGGUACACAGUCUCUCAAACACAGAUUUCCUUUAAUACAUAAACUGGCUCUACACAAGAAUGAUUCAGUCCGUGCAAUGAUUUCAACAAAUGCUUGGGAUAUAAAACUCAAAAGAAACCCAAAUUCUGCAGAACCGCCUGAGAUUCUAGAGAUGUUUAAGGUAUUGGGAAUGCCACCUCAGAUAAAAGAAGAAGAAGAAGAAGAACUAAUCGGCACAGAACCAGGAGGUUUCAGCUCCAAGACUUGCUACAAAUGGCUAGAACAACAACUCCCUACAAAAUCUGAAGAUCCUCAUUUUUCUUGCAUCUGCAUUCAAAAGGUACCUCCAAAAAUACAAUUUUUCAUGUGGACAGCUGCUCAAAACUUAAUUACUACAACAGUUAACUUGAUCAGAAGAGGUUGCCAGCUACAGAAUAUCAUGUGCUCUUUAUGCAAUGCUCACCCUGAAACAGUGGAUCAUCUUCUUCUGCAUUGUUCUUACUCUCAUAAAGUUUGGAGCUAUUUUAUUAGGGGUUUGAACAUCAAAUUGGUACAAGCAGGGAACCUGAAUUUGCAGCUGCAUGCGUGGAAAUUUAGAAAAGGGGGGAAUAGAGGUAGAAAAUUAUGGCCACCCAUGAUUUUUGCUGUGUGUUGGGCAUUAUGGAAUGAAAGGAAUUCAAGAGUGAUGACAAGACAAAGAUACAAAGAAGAACCAGAGACAAUUCUGGAGAUCAAGCAUCUUACUUAUGUCUGGGGAGGGAAGGAAAUAUUGUUCAAAUUCAUCACUUUCAGAGAACUCGUAACACAUUGGAAAGUGGUUAUGGAUAACAGACUUAGUAACGUGUAA